This is a messenger RNA of Physella acuta, 4682 nucleotides long. Its product is annotated as mucin-5AC-like. Lineage: Eukaryota; Metazoa; Mollusca; Gastropoda; Physidae. The record is from RefSeq and is a predicted model, not a curated record. Gene Ontology annotation, cellular component: nucleus. Gene Ontology annotation, biological process: regulation of DNA-templated transcription. Gene Ontology annotation, molecular function: DNA-binding transcription factor activity.
ACCGGAAGCGGCCUACGGUUUCGUUUUUACGUAGCUAGGUAGGACGUGGUGUAUAUAAAGUAAGGUAGCCUUUGUGUGGUUAGAUGAAGGACGCGUGUUCUAAUCUUAACAAGCUGAUUUUUUCCAACAGAAUUUAUUCAAGUGUUAAUUAACGAAUAUCUUACCCUAAGAGAAACGAACAUAAGGGAAGUAACCUAGAGAAAGAAAAAGGGAAGCUAAUCAAUACGUUGAGACAUACCAGUUUACAUUCACAAUGUGUCAGAAUGCUCAGAGUAAAGCGCAGGCCAGUAAGAACAUGAGUAUUGGCGAGAACAGCAAAGCAAUGGCGAAACGUCCGGGCAAACGACCGGGCAGGAAACCUUCGAAAAUUGACGAGCGCGCCAAACUGGAGCGCAGCCGCCAGAGUGCCAGGGAGUGUCGGGCGAGGAAGAAGCUGCGGUACCAAUACCUGGAGGAACUGGUACUGAACAGGGAGAAGGCUGUGUUCGCCCUCAGAGACGAGCUCGAGACUUGUAAACAAUGGUGUGCGUUGAUAGACAGCGGCGGGCCGGUGCCAGAAAGUCUCCUGAAAGCGAUCAUCGACGAAACAUCAUCACAGAACCAGCGGGAAGGAAAUCAAACCAGGAGGCACGAUUAUCCCCAUUCAGGGAGGUUUUCAUCGCCGAAUUCAUCCUCCUCGUCGUCAUCGUCUCCGCCGAUGAUGUUGCACCGGGAGUCGUACCACAGCCACGCGGGGAGCUCAUCCUACCAACAACAUCUUCCAAAGCUGUCGCCGCCCCUGCAGCAGCAACUUCCUGCUCAGCGCGUCACGACACACCAAGACAAUCAGCUCACGCAACUACCCGCACGACACGUUUUAAGCGGACCCCCAACACUCCAACGACAAAUGGCUUUCGAUUUUUCAAACUCACCUAUCCAGAACUCACCAGAUUCAAGAACCAUCACUCAGCCAGCAUCAACUAAGCCACUGAUGGUUCAGCUCUCGGCAAGACCCGAAACCUCCACCAGGCUUGAGGACAUCCUAGAAAUCCUCCCCUCCGUGUUAUCACCACGCCCUACAACAACCUCCCAUCCACUGUCUCAACGAGUCAGAAGCGAACCUCCAUUUGUAUACAACAACCCGAAUAUUCUUCCUAGCUACAAAGACAUUGAAACUUCCGAGUUUCAUCCUCAACACCAAAGAUCUCAAUCAUUUAGUAUCCCGUUAACCCUAGCAUCAGAGCUAGCACAACUGAAUCCUACCACGACUAACAUUGCAUCAUAUCCUAGGACUUCACAAAACUAUCCAUAUCAAAGUGAACUCGGACUUUUUAGUGGAAAAACUGUGAGUAGUGAAAUACCCACCACCAUCACCAUCGAGGACAGCAGCUCAUCUGAUGAAAACAUCAACGAGCAGCAUCUCUUCCUCUCUCAGAAAAGGCCGGCCACUCAGCCUGUAUUCCGGGAAAACCCCAAACGUUUUAUCCCAGCUUCCGUGCCGGAUAUGACGUCAUCGCCGUUUUCCAUGUACGACCCCCAAACGACGUUAAACAACUUGACCACCGUCCACUGCUACAGCUCCACGAGGACGUCGAACUCCCCAUCUCCUUACAGCAUGUCCCCGUCCAGCGGGACUUCACCCACACCAAACAUGAGGUUCACCGGGAAGGCAACACCAACAUCUUCUUCUCGAUCCUCACCAGAUCCUCUAUCGUCAGCCUCAUCCAUCCCGAACUUCCUGCUCUCGUCCAUCCCCACCUGCACGAGCUCUGUCCCCAGCUCCAGCAGCCAGACACUAGCCCAGUGCUCCUCUACCGGCCUCACAGCCUCCAUAGCAGAGCCCAUCCCUGAAUGGUACUCCUUCCUGGCAGAUCUCCAGGACAGCGGGCUGGCCAUGACCUCCCGUCAUGGAGCGUCCUCCAGCCACAGCACACCUUUGGCCAUGACACCCAGGCCAAAUGACCAGCCGCUGACCCCUGACCCUUCCUUGAUGAAUGUCCCUAACAUCAUUGAUGAGUUUUUGUCUCCAGAAGAUCAAAAUUUGUGAUGAGAACAAAGCUAGGUUGAUCAUUUUGUUUAAACGUUAAACAUUGUUAGUUAGAUUCUUUUACUUCUUAAAUACACAAUGUGAAUUCAGUGAUUGUGAUUUUAAUUUAUUCAAGUAAAUUUGAUACUUUUUUUGUACGACACUAAUGUUAUUUGUUGACUGUAUUUUCAUUGUAUGAUUUCAUGUCACAUUGUUGUUAUAUCAAAAUGUUGCAAUACUGUUUAUAUUUCAUCAAAGGAACAUUACCUUUUCUGGGACUUGAAACUUUGGACUGAAAUUAAUCAAUUAAUAGUGUUAAAAGGUCUGAAUUUGACAAAAAAAUGGCAACGAAAAAUUGUGUGAUUUAUUUACAUUUUAAAGCUUUACUCCAUUGCUGUUAAUUGAUAUAUCCAUGUUUAGACAAUUCCAAGAUUAAUAGUAACAGUUCACCCAGAUUUUUAUGCUCAGCAGCAUUUACAACCUUAAAAAUAUUGGAGGUAAUCUCACGUAUUAAUGUUAUAUUUGUUAUUUUAUUUUUGUAAAUAUAAUUUUUUGUGUUAAUAUUAUUUUUCUUCAACACUAGAGGGUAACACAAUAUGACAAUCAAAUCCAUGCAAUUUUUUUUUAAUUAAACAAACCAAAACUCAAUGGCUCAAUGUAUUGAAAUAGACUGAAACACCUGUUUUUAAAAUGGCAUUUUACAUGUGAGGAAUAGUGUGGAGUGCUGUUUGAAAUUUAUUUUGUUAAAUUAUGUGCAAAAUCACUUGGACAAAAUGGCAAACUUAUUUGAAUAUGAUGUUAAUUUAUUAUUCUUAACCUCUUAUUGACAGAAUUUUGUAACUGUUGUUCAUUUAAAAAGGUAAAUAUCUUUAUGAAUUGUUAAUACAUUAUACAUGAUGGGAAAAUUGCUAAUUAUUUUAAGUACAAAAAAAAAUUACUGUGUGUAUGUUUGUAUGUUAGUCUGAUAGUGUUGAACAUAUGAGAAUUGCACAUUCCAUCGUUUUGAAAAUUUUCCUUUAAAAAAUGUGUAACUGAACUGCUGUUUAAUGAGUUCAUACCUGAACAAAUUUUCAUUUAGAUCACAAUAUCUAUUUCAGAGAAAACUUAACUUUUCAUUUUGGAUCACAGUCUUCAUUUAAAACUUUAUUAAUUUUUCAAUUUUGAUCACUUAUCUUGAUAUUUUAUUCAUGAAAAUAAAUAAAUAAAUUAAAUAAAUUCAAUUUUGUUCUAAUUUGAUUGGUUUGAUCUCUAUUUUUUUUUUCUAAAAUUUAUUUUUCAUACCUUUAAGGUUUUAAUGUUUAAGUAUGUUGUUCUGGUUGUCCUUUGUACACAUUAGAUUAUCCAUUGUUUAAAUCCCACAUUUAAACUUGGUACUUAGUGUUUAUCAAAUACACUUUGUUUCUGUUACAUCCAGUAGGAAUACAAUGUAAUUAAAUGUUACUAUCCUGUUACAUAGUAAAAGUUUGAAAGGGUUAUAAGCUAGAUUUGAGAUUUAUAUCAGGUUAUUUAUCUUUAAAUAAUUCUAAACUGUUCAUGACUGUUGUUUAUUGUUACCGAAUUAAAAGUUUGAAAGGGUUAUAAGCUAGAUUUGAAAUUGUAUCAGGUUAUUUAUCUUUAAAUAAUUCUAAACUAUUCAUGACUGUUGUUUAUUGUUUUUUUAAUGUUUAGGCUAUGAAAAAUUUCAAAGGGUAUUUUGUAAUUAGAUAUAAGAUUUGUAUCAGGUAAAUUAUUUUUUACUGUUAAUGUUGUUUUUAUUUUAUUUAUUAUUUUUUUGCUGAAACAUGUUACAAAAUUGCUGUUCAACCAAUGAUGUUCUCAAUGCAAAACUGUUCCAGUAUUUACUUAUUUUGCUGAAUUCUUAAAAAUGGCAAUCAUGUUUUUUGUUCAAUGUUUAUUAUAAAUUUUUAAACCUCAUUUUAAGAAACAAAUCUUCAAGUCUAUGUUAGUUGUAUAAUUGAUUAUAAUGCAAUCUUUAAAAAAGUUCACUUAUUUUUAUAACUGACUGUAGAAACUAAUUUAUCCUGUUUCUUUAAUCUGUGAUGUUUUCUAAUUUUAUUUUGUUUCACUCACUUCUUGCAGCAUCAAUUUACAAAAAUCUCAAUCUAGCUUUUUGAGCUGUCACCUAUUAUUCCCUUUUAUUUCUUUAAAUUCCUACCUGUUACUAAUAUACUCACAGCCAAAGCACCAGUAGUUUACAUUACCAAACUGGUUACAUAAUUGCUUGGACUGCUUCAAAUUUUUUUUAACACACCACUUUCUUGUUGAAAAUUGUUUUAAAAAAUGACAUAACUCUUAAAUAAUCCCCUGGUGCUUUUUCUAAAUGUAUACAAUAUUGUAUACAUUAUGGUCAUAUUUUAUACCUUUUGGAUUUUAUUACACCAAAUUGUAUAAUAUUACAUACACUCACCUUAUAUAAAAGUAUUCAUUUUAUUUUUGCUAAUAAACAUUUUGUAUUAUAUACAUUCAUUUUCUCAUCUUAAUUUAUUCUCAUUACAUAUUCUGGGUGAUCUCUAAACGAUGUUGUUACUAUUAAUAAUUUCCACACUAAAUACUCUCAGUGCAAGGGUUUUUCCUUGGGUUCUUCAAAUUUUUCAAGAGUUUUUUUUUUUUAAUUUGUUGACCCUUGUUAUUUGUUAAAACUAAUUAGACAUGUUGGAUAACUAGUAAAACAAAGAUU